Molecule: messenger RNA, 966 nt
Organism: Mycena citricolor
Lineage: Eukaryota; Fungi; Basidiomycota; Agaricomycetes; Agaricales; Mycenaceae
Source: the annotation of a GenBank genome assembly
CUAGGCGGUGUACACGCGGUGUCGGCCGGACUCAUUCGUCCGCUGUUGAUUCCACGGGGACUGGAGCCUUCCAUCUCGUCUGGGUGUGGGACUCGCGGUGCGCUGUCGUGCAGCUCUUCGGCCAAGGGUCCUGUUGCUACGAGGCUCCCGGUGUGCGUUUGCGUUGGAAAUCUCAACCACUUCAGCUGGCUACGGAAUGAUUCCAGGGAUGAUUCUUCAGACGCAGUUCUGGGAUACUAACCCGCCGACGGGUCCGACUGACAGCUGGACCAUCCACGGACUCUGGCCGGACCACUGCGACGGCUCGUACUCAAGUAACUGCGAUUCGUCCCGCGAUUACACGAACAUCGGCAGCCUCCUCAGUGCCCAAGGCGGUAGCUCAACACUCAGUUACAUGAACAAGUAUUGGAAAAACGACCCGAACGACGGCUCCGACUCCGAGCUCUGGGCGCACGAAUGGGCCACUCACGGCACAUGCUACAGCACGCUCGAGCCGUCGUGUCUCCCGUCGGGCAGCCCGCGCGGCGCCGAGGCCGUCGCGUUCUUCGAGACCACCGUGGGCUUGUUCAAGUCUCUGCCGACGUACACGUGGCUCAAAGACGCUGGAAUCACCCCCGGAAGUGGGACACACACGCUGGCUAGCCUGAAUGCGGCGAUCAAAGCUGGAGCCGGGGUCACGCCGGCCUUCGACUGCUCAGGAAGCGACCUCGGCGGUGUUUCGUACUACUACCAUCUCCGUGGAAGCAUGAUCGACGGAGAUUUUGAACUCAUCGACUCGCCGGAGAGCUCCAGCUGCCCUAAGAGCGGGAUCAGAUAUCUCAGCAAAUGAUUUCGUCGAACUGACGGUUGGAUCGAGAGAUACUUUGAUGUGUUCACUUCGAAUGAAUGAAUAAGACGUCAGAUUGAAACGACUCCGAGAACAGUCGAAAUAUUGAACAAUACCAUCUCCUUUGCUUCUAAGUCCGG